UACUCAUCCAAGAAGUCUAAACUCUUCCCCCAUUAAGUCAUUUACUACAAACCCUAACCCUUCAUUACUACCCUCAACCGCCCCCCACCUUCACACCUCUUCACCACUCGGCGCACAACCCCUAUAUAAACCAUAUGUUCACAGAGAGAAAAACCACCAAGAGGUAGAGAGAGAGAGAGAGAGAGAUCCAGAGUUGCCAAAGAUGGAGAUGUGGCGUGUCAUUUUGGUGCUUGCUUUCUCAUCAGCGCUACUGCAUGCAACUAGUGCACGCAAGGUGCCUGGUGAUGAUGGUCAUGGCAGCACAACUGAGCACACAAUGGUUGUGCAUGCAAGUGCACCAGCGGCAGAGUCACCUACUGGCCUUCGUGACAAGAAGUGCAUCUUUGGCGGCGUUGGUGGGUUUGCAGGGAUGGGAGGGUUUGCUGGAGUUGGCGGGGUGAUGCCGGUUCUUGGUGGAAUUGGUGGAGGUAUUGGGAAAGUUGGUGGAAUUGGUGGAGGGAUUGGUAAAGUUGGUGGAAUAGGAGGAGUAGGAGGUAUUGGUGGUGGUGGUCUUGGUGGAGUUGGCGGAUUAGGCGGUGCUGGUGGCGCUGGUGGUCUUGGUGGUGCCGCUGGCGGUGGCGUUGGUGGUGCAGCUGGCAGUGGCGUUGGUGGUGGAGCUGGUGCCCUUCUUCCACAUCCUUGAUCAUUUGUCGAGGGUUUCAUGACUUUGCGUGCAUGCAUAGCUAGCUAUCCAAUUAGUAGAUUGAUCUUUUUGUUAAACUAGUGGUUGGUCCUUGUUUCAAGUUUCUACUUUUUGUCACUGUCGGUUUCUAGCCAGUACUGUGAUUGUUGGCUUGUCUCUAUGACAUGCAUCGAUCUUAAUUAUGAAUGUAUCUGCUUUCAGUUCUAGUGCUUUCUAGUUAAUUAUGGUUGAAGGAAAUUAAUCUUUG
Molecule: messenger RNA, 929 nt
Organism: Malus domestica (apple)
Lineage: Eukaryota; Viridiplantae; Streptophyta; Magnoliopsida; Rosales; Rosaceae
Product: glycine-rich cell wall structural protein 1
Source: RefSeq, a predicted model, not a curated record